AUGGCGGCUGGGGCGGGUGCUGUGUCCGCGCUGCGGCCGCGGCUGGCGGCGUUGGGCCGGCGGCUGGCGGCGCUCAGGGGAGCGGGCGGCGACGAUACUUUCUUAGUAAAGGGCUCUGCUGCUCUGGAGAAGUUGAAGGACCUCUGUACAGAAGAGAAAGAAAAAGCACAUCCUUCUGAGCUCUUGCAGCUUUAUACACAGGCUGUCCUAGAUAUUACAUACUUUGAGGAAAACCAGCUUGUAGAUGAAGAUUUUCCAGAAGACUGUUCCUUACAGAAAGUUAAAGAGCUAAUUUGUAUUCUAUCAGAACCAGAAGACCUAAUGAAAGAAUGCAACAUAAAUGAAGAACCUACGAGCAUCCUUGGCACAGAGUUACUGGAGUGUCUUUACUGGAGGAAAGGAGCUCUGCUUUACAUGUAUUGUCACACUGUGAAAGAAAGGAGUGAAUGGCUGAAGGAAAAUAUCAGCAUAUUUGAAGAGUGUCUUAAUGAUGGAGUCCAGUACUUGAUGAAGAUGCUUAGCUUUAGAUGCCCUCUCCAGCUAGAUGAAGAUGUCUCAUUUCGGGAUAAAGACUCGGCUAGAUUACUCAGUGAAGGUGUAUUUAGUGACACGCACUUGCUGGCGAUGAUGUACAGCGGAGAAAUGUGCUACUGGGCCCUGAAGCACUGCGGAGCAGCAGGCAGGCCGGGCRGCCAGGGGCCGGCAGCGGCGGUGCCCGACUACCGAGCAGUGGGCACCAAGGCGCUCGCGACCUACGUGGCGGCCUGCGAGGGGCCGCUGAAAGGACAAGGCUGGAAGAGCGCGAGCGCGCGGCACAUGCUCGCUGUGCUGAGCCGGGGCCCGCGCUGA
Molecule: messenger RNA, 849 nt
Organism: Nothoprocta perdicaria
Lineage: Eukaryota; Metazoa; Chordata; Aves; Tinamiformes; Tinamidae
Gene: RIMOC1
Product: chromosome unknown C5orf51 homolog
Exons: 6
Coding region: 1-849 (282 amino acids)
Biological process (GO): mitophagy
Source: RefSeq, a predicted model, not a curated record